Messenger RNA from Diospyros lotus (date-plum), 1869 nucleotides. Its product is annotated as E3 ubiquitin-protein ligase PRT1. The record is from RefSeq and is a predicted model, not a curated record. Gene Ontology annotation, molecular function: zinc ion binding; ubiquitin protein ligase activity. Gene Ontology annotation, biological process: proteasome-mediated ubiquitin-dependent protein catabolic process. NCBI's taxonomy places the organism in Eukaryota, Viridiplantae, Streptophyta, Magnoliopsida, Ericales, Ebenaceae. The transcript has 7 exons. Bases 157 to 1467 code for a protein of 436 amino acids.
GGCCCCUCAAAAUUUUCCGUCUCCAAGCAACGCCACCAAACCAAUAGAAAUAAAAUUCCCUUUCUCUCUGGGGUUGAAGUUGAACCGAUCGCUCUUCCCUUCCCUCCCCUCACUACUGCCCAAAUCAAAGCCGAUUCAGGAAGACCUUGCGGGUAGAUGGAACAACCAGACGGCAUUGAUGCGGAGCAAAUUUACGAUGACUUCCUUUGUUGCAUCUGCCUGGAUCUUCUCUAUAAACCAGUUGCUCUGGCUUGUGGACAUGUAUGCUGCUUCUGGUGUGUCAAUAGAUCCAUGAGUGGUCUACACGAGUCUCAUUGUCCAAUUUGUCGGCAUCCAUAUCAUCAUUUUCCCACUAUUUGUGAGAUGCUUCACUUCUUGCUAUUGAAGAUGUAUCCAGUUGCGUACAAGAGAAGGGAAAAUCAAAUCCUGGAAGAGGAAAAGGAGAUUGGCUUCUUCUCACCAGAGUUGGAUGAUCUUCUUGGUGCACCACUUGCUAACAAAGAAUUGGAUCAUCUGGACAAUCAGGCACAAUCAUUCACCAAAAGUACUUGGGACAAUUUGUCUGCACAUCCUUCUAUUAAUAGGAACGGUGAUCCUUAUGCAAAUAUGGGGCAGUCAGAACGUGCCCCAGUUGUUCAAGAUAAUGGAUCAUGUACAAUUGAACUUAAAGAAAAGAGAAUGCCACAGAGAAAUUGCAAUGGGACUUGGAAUCAAGUUUCUGUUGAUGAUGUACUGUGUCCUGCUUGCAAGCAACUGCUUUUUAGGCCUGUGGUUCUUAAUUGUGGACAUGUAUUUUGUGAAGCUUGCAUCAUCCCAUCAGACGAGACAAUUAGAUGUCAUGUUUGUCAAAACAUGGAUCCAAGUGGUUUUCUAAAAGUUGUUCUGCAACUUGAUCAUUUACUAGAGGAAAAGUUUCCAAUGGAACAUGCAGCAAGGAAAGCCACAGUUCAGCUCAGGCAAAUACCGUUCCCAUGUGAUACUCUGUCUACAUGUUCUAAAAAAGCUUGUAAAGAAAAAGGUUUUUUACAUUGGUUGGGCGAUCAUGGCUCAAAGGUUCAUAUUGGAGCUGGUUGUGAUUAUUGUGGGAUGUAUCCGAUAAUUGGGGAUAGGUACAAAUGCAAGGAUUGCAAGGAAGCAGUAGGCUUUGACCUUUGUGGAGAUUGUUACAAUACUAAGUCAAAGCGUCCAGGUCGGUUUAAUCAACGGCAUACGCCAGACCACAGGUUUGAGAUUGUGAAGUCAAGUGCUAUACGCAAUAUAUUGUUGGGACUGCUGAGGGGACAACUAGAAGGAGGUGGAUCUACCCCUGCAAUUCUCUCUGAUGAUACUUCCGAAAAUCCAGAAGAUCAAGAAAACCACGAUACUGAGAAUGGUGAAAUUGUUUUACUGGCUCCUCGAGUUUCCAAUGAUGCUGUGGAGCAUAAAGAUGAUGAUGACACACAGCCACUGCAUGAUACUCAACAUUGACCAUCUGUUGCUGGACUGAAUGAAAGAGAAAAAGGUCAGGAGGAGGGCCAUUUUCGAUCAAUGCUCAUAGUCCUGCAGUCUCCUGUUGCAGGGUCGUAAGGCACUUUCCAUGCAUUCUUCGCCGAUAGCAGUAUGAAUGAGCCUGGACCCAGAGUUAAUUUUCCCAUGUUUGGAUAUCAGAAACUGGUUUCUUCUCACAGCGACAUUCAGCUGCAACUGCUUGUGACUUGUAAGUAUGCUUCGUGUGUAUAUCUGUAAUCAUACUCAGGAUGUAUGGCCAUAGUGUUUCCUAUAAAUUCUCGAAUAGCUUUGAAAGUUACCUUCUGUUGCUAUUUCAUGAGAGAAACAUUCUCCUUGGCGCAAUAAAAACCUCCUCAUUCUGUGAGGGGUUUGGUUGAGUAA